Molecule: messenger RNA, 786 nt
Organism: Cryptomeria japonica (Japanese cedar)
Lineage: Eukaryota; Viridiplantae; Streptophyta; Pinopsida; Cupressales; Cupressaceae
Exons: 1
Coding region: 1-786 (261 amino acids)
Source: RefSeq, a predicted model, not a curated record
AUGUCUUUGUUCGGUGUCAAACCGAGUGGAAAGUCUUCACUCCCUGCAGAGCGUAAUAUCUCAAAAUCGGAAAAGGGUAGAUUUGAUAUUGAAGUUACAGAUCCAGUGAUUGAGCAUAACAUUAACCUUAUGGCUCUAACUCUGGUUGGAAAAAAUUUGGGCCCUAGACCGAAUAUUGAUAUUGUCAGGGUGUUUGCUAAAUGUAAAUGGGCACUCAAAGGUCAAGUGGAGGUCACAACCAUGUCCAAAGGUGCGUUGUCUAUGUCCUUUUCAUGUGAGGAAGACAUGUUGAGGAUGAUUUGUGAUGGCCCUUGGUUGAUUAGAAAAUCUACGCUUGCUCUGCAAAAAUGGUCUCCUAAGAUGGACCUAAAUGAAUCUUUUUUUGUACAAGCUCCUGUUUGGGUCAGAUUACCGAGCCUUCCAUUGGAGUUCUGGGUUGAAGAUGUUUUCAAAGGAAUUGCUAGUUCCUUUGGGGAACUCGUAUCUAUGGACCCUAUCACGGCAUUUAGAAGAAGAUUCACCUUUGCAAGGAUUUGUGUGGGAGUUAUGCAAGGAACGAAUAUGCCUUUAUCUAUUGAGAUUAACUCCAGAUUGGGGAAGUGGGUCCAACCUAUGGAAUAUGAAAGUGUCCCUUUUGCAUGUUUUCACUACAAAAAAUUGGGGCAUAUGGCUAAAGAAAUCCCUCUACAGACUGUCAAAGAGAAAGAGAAGAAAGAUAAGACAAUGCAAUGGAGAGCCAAAAAUCCUGCCAAGCAACCAGUGAUUGUUGAAGAAAAAAAAUGGUAG